UCAAUGGUGGCGACCGCGUCGCUGUGUGUGCGCGUUGUUGUGCGAGUCAGCCGCUAGUGCUGUUGCCCCUUCUGCGGUCUCCGAAUGCACGCCGGCAAUCCGUGAACCCCGACGCCAAUGCAGGAUGGAAUAAUGAUCUCUCGUGGAGGUGCGACGUUGCCGCCCAAGCCGGCGGACGGCGGCAAAUAUGGCACCGCCAACAGCGGUUCCCCGACUAACCGAGGACUGCACCACAACGCAGGAACGCUGCAUGAGAUGGAACUGCGGCGGCUGCUCCACCAGGUGCGCUGCUGGCUGCGGGUUAUGUUCGUCAUCGCCAACAAUCUCUACUGCAUCCCCACCUACCUGGCCUGGAUGUGGGUGGUCUUCUAUCCGCUGCGCAUUCUUCUACCCCCUCUGUACUGGGCCAUCGAGCGGCAGCUCUUUCGCCUGCUCCUCCUCAUGGUCUCCUUUUGGAGCUGGAGUGCCGAGUACUACGUGGACGAGGUCGGCGAGGACGUGAGCGAGUGCUACAGUGACCGGACACUGGUCCUAGUCAAUCACCAGUCCACGGCCGACGUGCCGCUGCUCAUGGCCUCCUUCCAAGGGAAGCGCUCGGUGACCGAGCACCUCAUGUGGAUCAUGGACCGGCUGUUCAAGUACACAAACUUUGGUGCCGUCUCCAUGACCCACGGCGACUUCUUCAUUACCCAGGGCAAGGACACUCGCAACACCCAGUUGCAGCGGCUCAGGGACCACAUUGCGGAGGUGUACCUUCGUCGCGGGCUCAAGUGGAUUGUUAUCUUUCCCGAGGGUGGCUUCCUUCACAAGCGGCGGGCCACCAGCCAGCGGUACGCCAGGGCCAAUGGCUACCCCGUCCUGGAGCACGUGACGCUGCCACGUGUGGGUGCCAUGAAGACCGUCCUCGAGACACUCUCCUCCGAGAACCUUGAGAAGACUUGCAAGGGAGAGGAACCAAUCAAGUGGGUGGUGGACAUCACCAUCGGCUACCCGGACAUGGGCAAGCCCCUAGACCUGCUUGUUAUCUCAGGCGGCUUCCGCAAGCAGUGCGUUGUCCACAUGCACUACCGGCGUUUUCCCAUCUCUGAGGUGCCCGUCCACGAUUCUGAGGCCCUCACUAAGUGGCUGUACGACCGGUGGGCAGAGAAGGAAGACCUCCUGGACAUCUUCUACCGGACGGGACGCUUCCCAGGACGUCUCCACCGGGGCACAGGGAGAGGAGGAGGACGCUGGCAAGAACCACCUGCACCUCUGCGCGAGACGCCCCUGCGUGUCGACUUCAACAUCGUCUGGAUCGUGCUCGUGCACGCCUUCUUCAUCAUGUCGACGCUGUUCCACGUGGCGCUGUUCCGCUGGCUCGCCUCGCUCGUGCCGUUCUGGUGACAGUUUCUUCUGCGCUGCGGAACGGAGAGUGUUGAAGCUACUGUGGUGCGGUCGGUUUCAGCGUGAUGGUUGCACUGCGUGACGAGGGGGAUAUUCUCGGUGCCCCCUUGCAGGGUGGCAAUGCCGCACAGUUCGGGGUUCCUCAAAAAUGCGCGCUCUCUUUUCCCCCGAAGGCUCGAUUUCUUUGUGGUGCGGAGCAGUGUUUGAGGUUGGUUGCGAGGGAGGGCCCUCUUCUCCUUGAAAGGGGGGAGGUCCUUCAUGGUUGAAGGCUCUUGGAAGAAAAGCACUGGUGGAUGUUCAAAUGUGUCCGUGCAGUGUUCAAGGUUUCUCGGAAGCCCCGUGAAUCUGCGUGCGUGCAUGUGUGUGUGUGUGUGUGUGUGCAUGCUGUGUGUGAAUGCACAUGUGUGUUUGUGUCAGGCAAUCCCAUAAGGAAGACUUCUGGAGGGACAGUUUUUGUCUGAAAAUGCUUAUGGGAGAGCUAUUUUAGCUAACUGAAAGAACUGAAGAAUGUGCUGGGAGUAUAGUGUGUGAAAACUCUAGCUCUUACUUUCGUGUGCUCAGUUGGUCGCGCAUUUUGGAAGGAAACUGGAAACGGCAGAGAAUAGUCAUAGAAGAGGCCCGGAAAGCGGGGAGUUAUAUUCUGCCGAUUGUAGUCUCGAGGCAGGAGGAAAGUUGAUCACAAUGCUCUUUGAACUCGGGACCAGGAAAUUCAAAGCUGGGAUAGACCAGUGGUAGAAUGCGUGUUGCCAUAGAUAACUAGUAGCCUCACAAAUAGCUGACCAGUGCGCCUGGAUAUUCACUAGAGACUGAGUCAAAUACGUGUGCUUUUAAAAUUGCUUAUGUUGUAAGUCAUGAAACUCUAGAAAUAUAUGAAGUAACUUAAAUUACUAGCAAUAAAGCUACAUUCUGUUUAGGCUUCUUGCAUUGAGAGUGCAUAGUCAUGUUUUUGCAGAGCUGGAGCUGCUGUAGUCAAAAGCUUUUUAGCAUUGCAGUUAAUACAAUAAAAAGUCGUACAAAAUGUGAUUAUCAGUAGGGGAACUCAAAGGAAAGCCACAGUAUCGCACUUGAAAGCAUUAUUGUAGCCAGGCAUAGUGCAUAUGUGAAUGAUUUUAUCUACAUGCUCAUCAUACAAUAUUCUUGAUCCAGACCUUCAUAUUUUCUGCAUCUUCGGCUGCUUUUAGUUGCGCCAGAAAAAUAAAACGAGUGCACAAUAAGAAUGACUACUUCAUUUGCUUUCUUAGCUGUAUUUAAUGUCGCUUGGGCCAUAUACUGUAGGAGCCUGGCAAAUUUGUGUUUUUGCAGGAAUUUGGUUUACUAGCAAGUGUAUUGGCAGCACAGCACCAGCGUGCAAGACAUACCGAACUAGAGGAAGUCGUGCCAUAUAAGUACCCUAUUUACUCGCAUAAUCCCCGCACUUUUUUUGGCGGAAAACCAAUGCAAAGUUUGGGGGUGCGAGAAUUACGUGGGGAAAACUUUCCACGAAAACGUACAGAGCGAAAAAGAAAACAAAGUGGCCGCAAGUCGGGAAUCCCACCCCAGCAACUAACAGCACGCUUUGAGAAGUAUUAAGAUUCACCUCAAUAAUAGAAGCACAGGUUCAACACAAGGCAAGAUUUGCGACACAAAAGGUGCGAUGAAAUAGUCGAGAAUUGGAAUACCGUACGCAAGGCUUGUGGGCAUUGCGUGCAUAGCGGUAGCGUUCGUCGCUCAACAGGAGUCUGCAAGAGGUAGGCGAAGGCUGUCAGUAUUGGGCUGAUGGCCAUUUAACAGAAUCGUCCGCAGUUGCCUUCUGAAGAAAUAAAGUUUACCAUCAAUCCCAGUCUUAGGCACACGGAAGGUCCAACACGUCAUGGUGGCUUUCACCUGCAGUCACCAGUAGCGAACAACAAAACUACUCUACUCUGAAGGGCCUACCGGCGGCACUGUUGGUGUUGUUUAGGGCACGAUCAGUCACUUUCAACUUGAAAGCAGCCGUGUAACUUCUGCAUCGCCCCUAUAACGUAACAAGAUUACAGAAGACACAACAUACAAAUCACGCCGCUACGCGCACUUGCCACUUUGGCUUGGAUUGAAUUUCUGUGCAAUAAUAGUACGCUCUAUGCUUAGGAGAUGGCGCCAGACGGCGCACGCUGUCUUCAUCAGUGGCUGGAACGAGCAGGCGACAUUAUUGCGGCAAUUUUCGGGGGUGCAAUAAUUACUCGAGGAAAAAAAAUCGUACUUUUGUCGGGAGUGUGAUAAUUAUGCGAGUGUGAGGAUUAUGCGAGUAAAUAUGGUAGCUGCUUGGUUUAAGCAGUUUCCCUCUGCCGACAUUUUGCUGUAUGACUAGUAAAGCCUCCUUGGAAACGCAAAUUUGAUAGUAAAUUAAGGCUGUGCCAAUACACUCGAACCUCAUUAUAGCAAACUUGCAUCUUAAAUGAAAAUAAGUUCGUGAUAUCUGAAAAUUUCUCAGAAAGGUUUAUUCUUAAGACUAAAUCUAUUGUGAGACUAUUUUUUAUUUACUUUGUUAUAACCAAUAUUUCGUUAUAUUUGGGUUCAUUAUGUGGAGGUUUGAGUGUAUUCUUAAUUGCUCAAUAACAUCGCAUUUGACUCAUGGCCUCAAUCAUAAUCACUGGAUUUGUGAAUGUUCAAUUGUGCACGAAAUGCUGUGCAUGCAGGUAGCCAUAAAAAAAUAUGCUCAUGUAAGUAAAGCCACUGAUUUCGCAGCUAAGAUUUUCGGAGGUUUGGAUGUUGAAGAAGCAGGCCUUAAGAUCGAUGUGUAGGGUAAAAAGGAGUAUGAGGAAGUAAGUGAAAACAUGGGAUGUUAGCCAGUUCUUAGGCUGGCUAGCUACCCUGUGAUAAGCACCCAAAGGCAUUAGGGUUAAAAAAAAAAAAAAGGAAAUGUCACUGAGGGCCUUUUCAAUGAUCAUAAAUCGGGGCAAUCUUUGCACUGUAAGUGAACAUUUAUGACUUCAACUCUGGCAGCAGUUUUGAACGCACGCAAGAUGAACCUGAACACAGCUCAUGACUGUCGGUGUUAGAGUGUUCGGUAGUCUAAGCAGAGAGAAAUUUACUUCACUUGAGGGAUCGGCACAGACUCGUCCACAACUUGUGACAGUGCUUUUUCGGUGCACUUGCUAUUGAAAUUGCUCAUGAGCUGGACAGCAGCAAUAUUUAUUUUACUUAAAAACAUUUUCGUUAGGCAAGCUGAUUGUAUGCAAUUGGCUGUGGACAGCAAAAAGACUAAUUUCGAGAAUGAGUGGACAGCUUUGCUAUAAAGGGUGACAUUGAAAGGCCUUUUUGAAAUCCCCACCGCGAGCCUAAUUGGAUGCAAGUUUUCGAGUAAGAUGCUGUAUUUAGCACUGUGUAAAACACAUUAAUUGCAAUGUUGAAAAUUGCAGAGUGCAUAACACUCUGUCACCGUGCAAAAUGGUAGCGUUAAAAAAAACGCACCUCUCCUGACUCGACCUCACUGACGAUGAUUUCAGGUAGCUAGGCUCUGUACUACGGCUCCAGCGUCGUGCCACAGCCGUGCAUCUCGUCGGCGAAGAGUCCACUUUGUAAAUCAACGAAAACGUCCAGAACAGUAGUGACUGUGCCCGGGUGAUGUCCGUGUGAGGACCACGUGACCAUGUUCAUUGCGACAGUCUCCUCACUGCGUGAACAAUUUCGAUGCCUGCAUCUGAGGAACAAAGAAAAAGACUGAUGUGCUUUUUUCUGGAGCUACCUUGCGGACAUGCUGGCACACUUCAGUGGCAGUGUAUCUGUUGUGUUGAGCUCUUUCAAAUGUGAUGAUUCGACGUAUGGACCAAGACGGGGGGGGGGAUGCGAUGCUGCACCUUAGUGAGAUGCAAGUUCCGGAGGUUUUGCCCUUGUGAGAGAGGUGCUGUUCUCUGGGCUGUGAUCGGUUUAGGUAGUGUUUUGCCGUUGCUUCUCGCUUCGCUUCGUCGCAAGAAAGUUUUCACUGCAUUGUGGACUGAAUUAUUGCAUUUCAAUGAGCCCAAGCUUUCUUUCACUAGCAGUGUCCGAGUCAAAAGUCGCAGCUUGAGCAUUUCGAGUUUUUAAGGAGCAAAGUUUUUUUUCAUCAUGGGAGUGACUCGCACAGGUGUUUAGUAUGAACCGAUUGUUGGGAAUCGCGUCUGCUAUUGGGUCAGUUUUUUUUUUUUUUGCACUUUGCUUCUCCUGCACUGUGGUGGACAAUCGGACACAAUUUACUCGCCAGUCGAAAGCACUGCUCUUUUAACCUGUGCGGCAACCAAUCUUUAGCCACAAAAACAGCCCAGCACUACUUUUAUUUGAUUUUUAAGGAGGUUCCAUGCUGCAAAAUAUAUCCCGAGGUGCACAAUCAUAAUUUUAUUUUAUCGAAAUUGAUUUUUUAGUCAAAAUAGUUUGUACUGGAGAAAUUUGCUUGGAGUUGUUAAAGUGCCAUCUUGAUCAAUCUCCAAACGAGUGCCAUGUUUUUUCUUUUUUUUUUUUCUAGCCAUUUGACGCUAUAACAGCUUGAUAUUGAUUUACUGUGGAGUCACCGCAGUAGUGAGGUCUCCUUUAGGUUUCUUCUUUCAUUGACGAUUGUAACAACCUCAUUUUCGGUAUUCAACAAACGCACAUAUUUUUCAUCGAAGACCAAAUUCUGGAGCUCAUUAGAGGUGAUCCAGCUCCUGUAGCCGCUAUCAUUUUGCCAGAGUUCGCACGAAGUCGUUACACAAAGAAGCAGGCCGACCAUUCAAGCACCUGACCUAUUUGAAAGGGCCUGUGCAUGUGGGAGUCGUAAGCACAUUUGUCAAGUUGAUGGUAGUUUGCAUAAACAGCAGUUUAGACCGGCAAAUUUAAGGACACUGUGCACGACCUGUCUGUACUUUGUGCAAGGGAGCCUUGCCCAAGUGAACGUGCAGCGCAUCAGAAUGACAACUUCGCAUUGCUUUAGUGCGUGUAGGGUCUCUAGAAUUGACACCAAGUAGUUUAGCUAGACCGUUCUUUAUUACAAGCUAUGGUACCGUAGCUUGCACUUUGCUGGUCGUAGAGACGCCUAGAUUGGCCUGUGCUGAUGUAGCAGCAGUCUGUGGCUCAAAGGUACAUCUGUUUGCAGAAGAAUAAUUUCCCGGUUUGCACCUUGUCAGCAGCCUUGUGUAUACAAGAAUAACAAAGCCAGAUAUAUGGCUACACCUACUAUUGUGCAUGGUUUAGCACUGCUAAAAGUGAAUGGGAUGUAGUAAAGCACUGGGAAUAACUAUAGGGUGCACAUUCAUGAUGACGGCACACAAUUUCACAUGGAAAAACGAGGAGGGUGGAGGGAAUGCGGAAGGACUUGUAACAAAUUCUUGGCCAUUUCCUCACAUUGGGCAUGUGAGCUGUGAUAUGUCUAGGUGGAUCAGAAUAGGAAAUAGGAACACCCUUUUGUGCUGCGUCGUUCUUCACACCUUCCUGAAUAUUUUAUAUGCAUGUAACUCGGCACGUUUCAGUUUUAAGAUCAUAAGAUUUAUUGCAAUCACUCAAAUGGUGAUGCAACCAAGUGGUGCACAUGAGUGAGAUAUUCAAGAGGCUUUAGGAAAAGUACACAUAUGUGAUGGUAGCUUUGUUGUGUGCUUAUUAAACUGAUAAGCUUUUGAAAGCCCAUUCUGUGUAAUUGGAGUUAAUGGGAGAUACAGUUCGUGUGUCUUUUGGCUGCAACUCUUAGCGUAAGCUGUCAGAGUUUGGUAUGAGGUUUGUGGAACUGUUUUCAUAGCACCGGUGAACUAGGGAAUGCAACACUUUCAACAAGAACAUGACCCAGCUAGACUGUUGUUACAACUGGCCACUUUCGUAGUGAAUGGCCGUCCUCGUCAUUGGCUAUAGCACCCACUAUGCUACAUAUGAGCAAAACCUUUUGGGGUACCCACAAAUGAUCUAUGGGCGUCUCAUUCUGUUUUGGUGAAGAAGACAGUCCUGUAAAUGCACCAUCAUAACCUGAUGAUGACAGGUAGUCUAAGGUUCAUGGCUUCAGAAAGUGUUGAGGCGAGCUGGGGGGGGGGGGAAUCUUUUGGAAUACGCAGCACGUAAUGUACACAACACACGAGACAAGAACGAGGACGUGCGCUGACAACAUUAAGCGCCGCGUAUUCCAACGUUGCAAGGUUCAUCACACUCGGCUAGGGCAGCAGUGCAGUACCAGUUUGCAAAGCCACUGAUGUGUUUGCUGGAACACUUGCCAGUUGUGGCUUGAAAAGUCGGCACAAUUUCAAGAAUUUUAUCUAGAAUAGUGUUUCGGCACUCUUCACAGUUGCAGUCCUUUGAGGGUGUAUUUUUGCCGUACAAGAAUCGCGAAUAUGUGCACUUGGUUUUACAUUGUGUACCUGGUACUUCGCCUUUAAAACCUAGGUGCCAGGUAUCCUAGGCAUGGCGUGUCUAAGUAGUACACAAAUGUAGGUUCCCGGUACAUAGGCAUGGGGUGUGAUUACACAUCUGGUACUCCUGGCUGAAAAGUGGGAGCAUGGAGCUUGAAAUGAAUGCACGCCUGAUUCACGACAAUGAGAGAUUCGUGGCAAAGUUUCACCUAUAGGGGAGUUCUUCAGAAUGUAGAUGCUUUUUGAGCAAGUCUCGCUGUCGCAUCAUAGCUUACAAAUAAUAAGUAGGCAGAGUACGCUUCAGUGCGUUAGCUUUGCAAAAAAAAAAAUUACAUUCUCACGAGUGAAACUAAAGAAUUAAAUGUUGGUUGAAGCCAUUGAUUUCCUUUUGCAUUUGCAUUCUGCUGGGCCUGUUCAUGAUUUGACUUCCACCGCAUGUGCUGUUGGUAUUCAACAAAAGCUUGUUUCAGUGUUAUUGUGUUUGCUGUAAAUAGAAAUGCUUCGUUUUUUUUUUUGACUGUGACUUAUCAAUAUGUUACUUUCGUACAGAGAGUGCAUUAAAUUCCUCAAAUUGU
Messenger RNA from Rhipicephalus microplus (southern cattle tick), 8254 nucleotides. RefSeq names its product acyl-CoA:lysophosphatidylglycerol acyltransferase 1-like. Lineage: Eukaryota; Metazoa; Arthropoda; Arachnida; Ixodida; Ixodidae. Gene Ontology annotation, biological process: phosphatidylinositol acyl-chain remodeling. Gene Ontology annotation, cellular component: endoplasmic reticulum; endomembrane system. The record is from RefSeq and is a predicted model, not a curated record. Gene Ontology annotation, molecular function: acyltransferase activity.